Messenger RNA from Rhinichthys klamathensis goyatoka, 2598 nucleotides. RefSeq names its product pseudouridine synthase 7 like (gene pus7l). Gene Ontology annotation, cellular component: nucleus. Gene Ontology annotation, biological process: pseudouridine synthesis. Lineage: Eukaryota; Metazoa; Chordata; Actinopteri; Cypriniformes; Leuciscidae. The transcript is spliced from 9 exons. Gene Ontology annotation, molecular function: RNA binding; pseudouridine synthase activity. The record is from RefSeq and is a predicted model, not a curated record. The coding region runs from base 212 to 2134 and encodes 640 amino acids.
CAUUGUUCACAAUAUAUUAUUUUGAAGAUGUAUGAAGAAAUUCAUACAGGUUUGGAACAACUUGAAGAUGAGUAAAGGAUGACAGAAUUUUUAUUUUUGAGUGAACUAUCCCUUUAAGAGUCUGCGUAAUUCUGCGCUUCUGUGUCUUUAAGAGCGGUACCACGUGGUGCGGAAGUAAUCAAUUGACAACAAUAGCACGCGGGAUUCAAAAAUGGAGAGGGACACUAUAUCAGACCAUGAAGGUUUCUAUGGGACUAUAAAAAACUCACCGCAAGACUUUGUGGUUAUUGAAAUGGACACCCAUGGACAACUUGUUAACAGCCCUAAUGUUCUGGAAGAACACACAAAACGACCUCAACAAAGUCAAGCUAAUAAAAGGGGUGAUAAAUUAAAACCAUCUAACCCAGAUGACACUGACAUUUUAAAUCAGGAUUGCUUUGAUCUGAAUCUAAUCCUGGGUCCAGCUAUGAACGAAGAGUUGGAACAUUUCACUAACAAAAUGAGAGCAAAUCCAAAUGAAAUUUGUGACCAAGAAAAGGCAGAACUGUCUUUGGGUACUUAUCCUGAUAAGCACCUGAGAGCUGUUGUUCACAGAGCAGUACGAUACAACUUCCCCUUCCUUCAGACUUUAACCAACCAAUCAGAGAUUCGGGUCAGAGAGGACCCAGACUUCAAGCAGCUCGCCAGUUUAGCCUCUGAAGGAGAAGCUGAGGAGUUCUUCAGGUUCAUCGAUGCCAAAGUACCCGGCUCUGUGUUCACCUUCCUGCCCGAUGAUAGCAAGGAGCACCGAACUUCCGUUCAUCAUUUUGUUAGCAGGCGGUUUGGAAAGCUUGUGGAAACCAAGAGCUUCACCGACCAGCAGAAGACUUCCAUUACAGUGAGACUAAGGGAGAGAAGUAAACAACCCAAGAAGAGAACAAUAGCAGACUGUCAAGAGGAGGAGGUGGUGACAUUAUACACAGCUUUCACGCUGCGGAAGGAGAACUUGGAGACUUUGGAGGCCAUCAGCUACAUGGCUGCAGUACUUGGAGUGCUUCCGUCCGAUUUUACCUACGCGGGAAUCAAAGACAAGCGAGCCAUCACCUACCAGGCCAUGGUGGUGAAAAAGAUCUCUCCAGAGCGGUUGCUGGACAAAGUCUCAGAGUUUGAGCGGAGAGGAAUGCAGAUCUCUCAUGUCCGUCCUGUGUCUGAACCCCUUAAGCUUGGCAGACUCCAGGGAAAUCACUUUGAUCUUGUCAUAAGAGACCUGAAGCCUCAUGGGAAGCAUGGACUUGCAGAGAUGCAUCAGCUUGUGAAAGAGGCCGUGGAAAAUGUGAAGAACAGAGGCUUUGUGAAUAAUUAUGGUCCCCAGAGGUUUGGAAGUGGAUCGUGUGUCCAAGCAGACCAAAUAGGACUUGCGCUCUUGAAGGAGAAAAUAGAGGCUUCCGUUAAGCUGUUCUUCACCCCAGAGGAUGGUGAUGACCUCCAGAACAAGGCAAAACGUCAUUUUCUUCUCACAGGGAAUGCCAAGGAGAGCUUGGCACUUAUGCCAGCUUACAAAGCUAGAGAGCGGCUUAUGCUCCGUGCACUCCACCGGUACGGCAGCGGGCAGGAGGGUUGCAUACGCGGCUGGCUCAGUUUACCCCACAGCAUGAGGGUCUUUUACCUCCACUCUUACUGUAGCAGAGUGUGGAACGAAGCAGCCAAAUACCGGCUCCAAAAACUGGGCUUAAAGACUGUCCAUGGAGAUUUGGUUUGGGCUAGAUGUGAAACGGGACUCAAAAGCACCACAGAGGAACUGAACGCUCCACAGGUCCAUGUUGUGACCUCUGAGGAGGAGAAGGAUGAAGUUUUCUCAUUAGACCAGGUGAUUCUUCCGAUGCCAGGGAAUAGUGUCAAGUACCCAGAAAACCUGCUGGGCCAAUGGUAUCAGGACAGAUUGGCUCAGGAUGGCUUGGGGUCAUGCCGUUUUAGAGUGACUCCUCUUAAACUCAACGUCCCGGGGUGUUAUCGCCCCCUGCUCGCAAAGCCACAGAACAUCACAUACAGCUUGCGGACUGCGGAGGAGCCAAGUCUGUCUCUAACCUUUGACCUGGAUGCGUCCUGCUACGCUACUGUGUGUCUCGGAGAGAUUAUGAAGCGUAAUAUUUCAUAGUUCGCUCAAUGGCGGUUAUUAAAAUAUGUUUACAGUCUAAAUAAUGUGGAUCUUUGGUAACGUCGAAUAUAACGGGCUGGUGAGAAAUAUUUUGGACUUCUUGUCAUAAAGCAUUUGUGCUCUCAGAGGGAUUAACCACUUACAAGAAGAGGAACAUCUGGAUAACAAGCCAAUCCAUAACUAUGGUGUCUGGAAGUCAAGGUAUUAACUGAAAACAUUUGCCUUUCAUUAAAACCAACAAAUAAACAUUGAUUCAAAGUAUACCUGUGGUCUGUAUAUCAUGUGCCUUAGGGAUUUUAAAGUAUGUUCUGUGCCAAUGCCAUCGAUGAGGAGGCUCCGAGUCAUCUAUCUGGAACUCUGGAUGGAGAUUGAAGUUUACAUGCAAAGAUUUGAUAAAAAUCUUUGACAAUUCUCAUUAUUUUUUGGUCAUGCUUGUUUAAGUCCUUGAAUAUUUCGGCAUUUAA